Salvelinus namaycush (lake trout) is the source of this 2869-nucleotide messenger RNA. Its product is annotated as cbp/p300-interacting transactivator 1-like. The transcript has 2 exons. The record is from RefSeq and is a predicted model, not a curated record. Lineage: Eukaryota; Metazoa; Chordata; Actinopteri; Salmoniformes; Salmonidae. Gene Ontology annotation, cellular component: nucleus. Gene Ontology annotation, biological process: regulation of DNA-templated transcription. Bases 291 to 821 code for a protein of 176 amino acids.
GUCUGUUAUUUCGCACAGAGAGAGGAGAGACGCAGCACGAGGACAAUAUUGACUCAACCGUUUACUUUAUGGCUAUAACUCUCAACAGGAACCGGCGGAUUCCUUACUAAAUAUAGACCACAACAAUUGUCAAAGUUUUUGACAAACAUUUACGGAUGUGGUGUUAUCCUGCGAUCUGUUGGAGUUGAUUGUUGUACAUUUUGACUCUUUUCUUUACCAUUCUUUUCCUUCCUCAAACGGACCUACAGCUGCGUUUUUAAAAGUGGCUUUCUAAAGGGUGUCCCCAGGUGAUGACCUCACUGCUGUUUUCCAGCCCAGCCCACGUCGUCAUGAAGGACUGCGAGCCUCCGCCAUCCUCCCUCACCCUGCUCCACUACCCUGGGAUGACGGUCACCGCCAAGACCUCCGGGGAUGACCCCUUUCCCUCCUCCACCUCUCCAUCCCUCUCCAAACCACAGCCCUUCUGCCUGCAGACCAGCCCUCACCUCCUCGCCAGCAUGCAGCUCCAGAAACUCAACUCCCACUACCAGAGUCUGGCUGGAGGCAGUGGUGCCUCAGGGCCCAACUCAGGGCCUCAGAGGGGGUUUGGGGGCUCGACGGUGGGCUCGGCUGGGCAGCUGGUCGGGGGUAGCCCUGGAGGUGGUGGAGGUGGGAACCAGAGUUGUGGAUCUGGCGGGAUCAUAGAUUCUGACCCAGUGGAUGAAGAGGUUCUGAUGUCAUUGGUCAUAGAGCUGGGGUUGGACCGGGCCAAUGAGCUACCUGAACUCUGGCUGGGACAGAAUGAGUUUGACUUCAUAGCGGACGUACCUGCUGGAUGUUGACCCGCCCGGAUAGAAAGAUGGAAGGAGGGGAUCUGUGCUCUCAUUCAUUCUUUUCUUCUGUUCGUCUCUUGUUUGGAUGGACACAGACGCCGACGUCCCUGCCGGGUACAAACCUAAACACACAGAAAGAGAAACUGUCCUUUUGUUUUUUUUUAGGUCAACCUUAGUUUUUCUCUGAAAGAGAAAUGAUGAACACAAACUGACCCAAAGAGAGCAUGUGCUCUUGUUUUUUUCCCUCUGUACCACCCUCUCAUUUUCUCUCUCAGAAGGACAGAGUGCGGACACAGGGCCUGGGGUUUCGUCUUGUGUUUUUCUGUGAGUCACAGAGAGGAUGACGACUUCAGGGGGAACUUGUGUUUACCUUCAUUUAUUCCUCGGUGCAAAAGGACCCGACGUUAAGGGUUGUGAACAUACAAAGGUUCAACAGAAACCAAGAGGGGACAAAACCCACACGACCCUAUCUAUAUUCAACAGUAGGGGAAAACACUGAGGGAUAGAAAAGCCUUUUACUUGAGCCUGGGGCCUGUCUCAUUGUACAUCCCAUGGGCCUCCUACACACACACACACACACACACACACACACCGACUGAAGGCUGGAUGGUAUUAUGAUCCGGUAAUGGAAGUUGCAGCUGUGAAACAGGCACUUGUUCAGUUACCCUAGCGUUCAGGGGGUUUGAUGCGACACUAGGGUGAGAGAGAAUGCGCGAGAGAGAUGAGUGAUGUGUUUGCAUGCAUGUGUACCUGUGUGUGAGGUUGUAUGAGACAAACAUGACAGGAGGCCUGUGUAGUCUCCAUGGACCAGUAGACCAAUGUAACCUGACCUGUAUGGUAUUGUCUGUAUCUAAAUACAUUAUUGAGUCUCAACGUCAGUGGUCUUCAUGUAACUCUGUAGGAGGAACGACUCAGUUUCCCACUCCUGUCUUGUUUCUGCCUGAUCUCCCUGUCUCGCUUUCCCUCUCUCUGUAUGUGUUGUAAGUCUCUUGCUCUGUCUAUAUCAAAUGGAUGAUGUCUGAAGAAGCAAAGAGAGCUAUGAGUCUCUCACUCCUCUCUUUCUCUCUCCUUUUUCUCUCCUGUGGUCUGAGCCAAGACACUCCGUCACUACCUACUCUGCUAUGUUACUGUCAAAGUAAAUGUGUACGUCCCAACUGGCACCGUAUUCCCUAUUUAGUGCACUUCUUAUGACCAGAGCCCUAUGGGUCCUGGUCUAAAGUAGUGCACUAUAAAGGGAAUAGGGUGCCAUUUGGAACAUUGUCAAUCUAUUAGUUAAUGAGGCUGUAGGUUACAGUUAAAGAUGGCUGACUUAUUUUGUUUUUUUCUGGGGUGGAAUGGGAGCCCUGUAGACGACUUGAUGACAAACUGAUGAUUGAGUCAUUGACUGAUUUACUUACAGUACCUACAUUGUAAAGAGUUUUUUUUUAUAUCUUGUGCAACUCAUUUUUAAGAAAGAAAAAAAUUGAAGAGAAAGUUUCAAUUAACUAAGUCCCCAGGUUCCAGUGAAUAGAGCCCCAAGCCUGAAUUGCAUUGCAUCAACAUGAUGUGAAAGACCAAGUUUUAACACCCAGGAAAUUAAAGAUAAGUAAUGGAACAUACCAACUUGUAAUUUUCUGAACAGAAACCCUUUGAUCCGACUGACUGUAGCGAGAACAUUUUACUUUGAUUAGUUUUUGUUCGUUUUGCUUAUAUUACAUUUCACAUAUUUUGUGAUUUUUAUUUUGUUUUAGGGUGAGAAACCUCUUGCUAUUGACUUUGUAAAAGAAACAAAUAUCAGUUAGUAAUUAAUCCCUUGUCUAGUAGAUACUGUGCUGAUUGUAUGAUCCUUAGUUUCUUAAAAUCACACCUUUUCAAUUGAAGGCUUUCUUUUGUUUAAGAGGAGGUGGACCUGGCUUUUUGUCUCUUUUGUUUUGCAAUUUAAAUGAUGGAACGAAUAUAUCUGAGGUUGAUCUUAUUUUUUUUGCAUCAUUUGUAUUUCUAUGUAAAUUACUAGAUCAUAUUUAAAUGGUUGUAUUUUUGUUACUUCUCUGCAUGUUUGGGAAAAUAAAGAAUACCGA